AUGCCCUCUGAAAUCCAUGCAGUGAUGACUGGGAGGUUUGCCACCAUUUUGGGCAUUGUGUUGGGAUCCUCCAAAUCCUUCGGAGCAGAUACUGAUUCCCAAGUUUGGCCUUACUGAUUGAUGCAUCAUCCUUGCUUGAUUUCUGCCUCUAUGAUGGCUGCUCCUUCUGCUCUUGCCUUGUCAAAUGAUAACUUGGAUGAGUCCAAGUUCAAGAAUAUGAAGGGGGUAAAAUCACCCUGUGCAUGAGAGAAGAAUGUCCUGGAAGCUCUCAGUAGAACCAUGGAUGCCAUAGACCAUUUUGGUAAUGUAGCAGCUAUUCUCAUUGCCUUUAUGGGUGUGUUGUCCUACAUCAAUGUUGCUCUCUCCUGACUAGGAGAAUUGGUAGACAUUCAGAAACUCCCUUUCCAGGUCAACUGCUCCUACAUACUAAAGCCCAUUGUUUUCAUGAUGGGUGUAGAGUGGGGCAGACUUUCUGUGAGUAUGAUGGUGGAGAUCAAGUUCUUCACAAAUGAGUUGGUGGCUUGUCAGCAACUGUCUCAAUAUAAGAACAAACAUCUUGGGGCGCCUGGGUGGCAAGAGUGGAUUGGGGGAGAGAAACAGUGGAUUUCUGUAAUGACAGCUGAAAUCAUUAUAUUUUCACACUGUGGAUUUGCUAAUCUCAGUUCCAUAGGAAUCAUACUGGGAGGGUUGACAUCAAUGGUACUCCACCAGAAGAGUGACUUGUCCAAGGUUGAGGUCAGUGCCCUCUUCACAGGGGCCUAUGUAUCCUUUAUCGCUGCCUGUGUGGCAGGAAUCUUCUAUGUCCAGGGAGCUGAAACUGACUGUGUCUCCCUCCUAAACACAGGUUUCACCAGUAGCACCUACAAGGCCUAUGUGUGCUGCAGAGACCUCUUUCGGAGUUGA
Messenger RNA from Prionailurus viverrinus (fishing cat), 903 nucleotides. It is a transcript of the gene SLC28A2, whose product is annotated as solute carrier family 28 member 2. Gene Ontology annotation, biological process: nucleoside transmembrane transport; retina homeostasis. Gene Ontology annotation, cellular component: membrane. NCBI's taxonomy places the organism in Eukaryota, Metazoa, Chordata, Mammalia, Carnivora, Felidae. The record is from RefSeq and is a predicted model, not a curated record. Gene Ontology annotation, molecular function: nucleoside:sodium symporter activity; purine nucleoside transmembrane transporter activity.